Messenger RNA from Heterobasidion irregulare TC 32-1, 324 nucleotides. RefSeq lists its product as uncharacterized. The transcript is spliced from 2 exons. The record is from RefSeq and is a predicted model, not a curated record. NCBI's taxonomy places the organism in Eukaryota, Fungi, Basidiomycota, Agaricomycetes, Russulales, Bondarzewiaceae. Bases 1 to 324 code for a protein of 107 amino acids.
AUGUUCGUCUGGUUGGCGGCGCAUAGGCCCCCUUCUUUGCAGGUCGUGCGAUUCCUAAGUCGGAAGGUGGUAGAGGACUUGCGCGGGCGAUUUACGCGGGCAUUGGCGCGCGGGCUGGAGAUGCUCCCCGGUGUGCGGGUAGAGGAUCGCGAAGGAAACGAUAUGCGAGCCUAUGGCUGGCUACGUGGGACGACGUCCGAGAUCGUCCUCUCCUCGCGCUCGAUUAACGAUGACCAGAGCCGGUGCCCACGCCAUCGUGAAGCUGCGAUGGCUGUUCAAGGCUUUGAGCGGCAGCUGAGAGGGGUGAAAACAUCAACAAGCUAG